Centrocercus urophasianus (Greater sage-grouse) is the source of this 9255-nucleotide messenger RNA. Its product is annotated as vascular endothelial growth factor receptor kdr-like. Lineage: Eukaryota; Metazoa; Chordata; Aves; Galliformes; Phasianidae. Bases 326 to 4279 code for a protein of 1317 amino acids. Gene Ontology annotation, molecular function: ATP binding; vascular endothelial growth factor receptor activity. The transcript has 30 exons. The record is from RefSeq and is a predicted model, not a curated record. Gene Ontology annotation, biological process: protein phosphorylation; vascular endothelial growth factor receptor signaling pathway; multicellular organism development. Gene Ontology annotation, cellular component: signaling receptor complex; plasma membrane.
CGCUGCGCUGCCCCGCACAGCCCGAGGAAGUUCUCCCGGAGUUCGGCGGUGCCGGAGCCGCUUUGUAACCCCUCGCGGAGCGCGGCUCCCCGCAGGGACGGUUGGCGCGGAGGAAGCACGGGGAGAGCGAGGGAUAAAGUUGCUCUGACAAGGGAAAAGGCGGAACGCCUGGAGAAGAAAGGACGGGCGGCGAGGACGGAGCGGUGAAUGGCGAGAUCAGUUUAACCGGAGCCAACAAGUGGGAGCGGUGCGCGCGUUCCGCUCGUCCCGUCCCACGGCCCGCUCUGACAGACCGAAGAACGCUUCGCCCCGCGCCGCCCCAGCCAUGCUCGGCAGGCCGAGCCCCGCGCUGGCCGCUUGCGCCCUGCAGGCGCUGCUGCUGACGCUCGGUCUUGCUGAGGACAAAUUUUUUGAGAAACCAGUGCUGAGCAUUGCAAAAGACCACAUUGUCAUCUUACCAGGAGAAGUUCUAACAAUAAAAUGCAGGGGAGCACGGCCGGUGAGCUGGCUGCUGCGGGAGGCACAGCAGGCAGACCCCCGCAUGCACAUCGGCAGCUGCCGCAACAGCAGCGGGCAGAGCUGCAGCACACUGCUCCUCAGGAACGCCACGGCCAGCGACACCGGGUACCUCACCUGCGUUCACGACGACGCCCCAUCCAGCGAGGAGCUCGUGGCCAGGAUUUAUGUGUUUGUUAAAGACGACAGAAAUCCAUUUGUGGAGUUUCACCCGGAGCAUCCCAAAAUCAUCUACAUUCUAAAGACUAAGAAAACAGUUGUUAUCCCCUGCCAAGUCACUUCUCCAGAUAUCAGACCCAUACUUACCAAGUAUCCUCAUCUUGAAAAGCUAGACUUCAGGAAGAUGGUGUGGGACCCAAAAAGAGGAUUUGUCAUCCCCUCUCAUUCUUUUACUUAUUCUGGAGUACUCGCAUGCACUGCAAACAUCACUGGAAGUGUGUUCUCAUCCUAUUACCUCGUACACAAACUGGAGGGCAGAGCACAGAACCUGGCUUUGAAAGCAACUCCCAAAAAACUGCUGGUUGGAGAAACUCUCUAUUUGGAAUGCAAAGCAGAAACCUUCAUCAACGGGCGCAUCGAAUUUGUAUGGACGUGUCCUAGGGGAAAACACCCUUCCCCCAGGAGAACAAUGGACCAGAGUGAACCCGUGUACAAGGUUGGCAGCAGCCUGACAAUUGAAAAUGUCACCAUGGAAGAUGGAGGCCUAUACAUAUGCAAAACAUUCAAUGUAACGAAGCUGGAAGCUAAUGUCACCGUUACGGUGUACGACAAACCUUUCCUUGAGGUGUCGCACAAGAAAGGGCUUUACUAUGAGAUUACAUCAGGACACAAGUCGCUGAAACUGGCUGCGAAGGUGGAUGCCUUUCCUCGCCCAACUGUUGCCUGGUACAAAGAUGGCAAACUGAUCAAGGAUAACCAAACUUGCUACGAGCCGGACCCAGCGAAGUACAGGCUGGGCAUAAGAGAUGUGAGACCAAAGCAUGCUGGGAACUACACCAUUGUCCUGAGCAAUGCAAAAUAUGGCCUGUACAAGAACCUCACCAUGCAGCUGGUAGUGACAGAGAGACCCAAAAUCUAUGAAAAGGAAACAGAUUUCGAUAAGAUCGAGCGGGUGGAAUUAAGAAGCAAGCACAAAAUCCAGUGCACUGUAAGCGGGAAUCCUGACCCGAAGGUUGAGUGGAAGUGGCAGCCCUGCAGCCUCACAGACACACUAUGCAACCCUACAGGACAAAAAAUUGUGGUUGAGGAGAACAUGUUCAUAGGCAACAAGAUCAAGAGCAUUGAAAACAUAACCAUGAAGCACGGGGACAAAAGAAAGAUUGUGAGCACACUAACAAUGGAAAACAGCAGCACAUCAGGAAUCUAUUACUGCGUGGCCUCAAAUAAGGUUGGUGAAGAAGAGAGGAGCGUUGAGUUCUAUGUCUCAGAUGUGCCAUCGGGGUUGCAGACGGCCCCACAGGUCACAGCCAUUGCAGGGAGCACUGCCCAGCUGACCUGCAGGGCCUCCAGGUACAUCUACAGCAACCUGGCCUGGUCCUACCCGUCCCGGGCCGCGGCUCACGGCAGCUCUCUAACCCGGAGCACUGACGCCUACUCCAUUUCCCUGACCCUGAUCAUUGCAAACGUCACAGAGGAGCACAGCGGCCUCUACAAGUGCCGUGCCCAGCACCAGCACAACGGCAGCGGCACGCUGGAGCAGCACACACGGCUCCUUAUCAGAGCAAAGGCAGCCCCGUAUGUCCUACAGAAUCUGACAGAUCUGGAGGUUAAUAUCAGUGGCAAGAUCAUUCUGGAGUGCAGAGUCAGUGGAACACCAGAGCCACAGAUUACAUGGAGCAAAGAUGGCUACCCCAUCUCAGCAGCAUCAGGAAUUUCCAUGGAAAAUAAUACCCUGGUCAUUGAGAGAGUGAAGAAGGAUGAUGAAGGGCUCUAUGAAUGCAAGGCGACCAAUGACAUGGGCCAAGACAGUACAUCAGCCUUCAUUAAAAUACAAGGUUCUGAGGAGAAAUCCAACAUCGAAGUUAUCAUUUUGGUCUGCACUGGUCUUGCUGCUACCCUCUUCUGGCUCCUUCUGACCCUUUUCAUUCGGAAACUGAGAAAACCUGAUGCCACAGAUAUUAAAACAGGAUACCUGUCAAUUAUAAUGGAUCCAGAGGAAAUGCCUCUUGAUGAGCAGUGUGACCGUCUUCCCUACGACAGCAGUAAAUGGGAGUUCCCAAGAGACAGGCUGCGGUUGGGUAAAACACUGGGUCACGGUGCUUUUGGGAAGGUGGUGGAAGCGUCUGCUUUUGGCAUUGAUAAAUCUUCAACCUGCAAAACAGUUGCCGUAAAAAUGCUCAAAGCAGAAUGUGCAACUACUAAUGAAUGCAAGGCUUUAAUGUCUGAACUGAAGAUCCUUAUCCACAUAGGACACCAUCUGAAUGUAGUCAACCUGCUGGGAGCUUGCACCAAAGCUGGAGGUCCUUUAAUGGUCAUAGUAGAAUAUUGUAAAUAUGGAAAUCUGUCCAAUUAUCUACGAGGAAAACGAGGAGAUUUCAUUGCAUACAAGUCCCAGGAGAACUCUGGCCAAGCAGAGAAAAGCCUGGAUGAGUCCAGCAGCGAUUUGACAGAGCUGAUCAAGAGACGCCUUGAGAGUGUAGCCAGCACUGGGAGCUCUGCCAGCUCAGGAUUUAUUGAAGAUAAGAGUUACAGUGACUCUGAAGAGGAUGAAGAAGAUGCUGAAGAUCUGUACAAGCGGCCACUGACUUUGGAGGACCUGAUUUGUUACAGCUUCCAAGUGGCAAAAGGGAUGGAAUUUCUUGCCUCCAGAAAAUGCAUCCAUCGGGACUUGGCAGCAAGGAACAUCCUUCUUUCUGAGAACAAUGUGGUGAAGAUCUGUGACUUUGGGCUAGCCAGGGACAUUUACAAAGACCCUGACUAUGUUCGGAAAGGAGAUGCAAGACUUCCACUCAAAUGGAUGGCUCCAGAAGCAAUUUUUGAUAAGAUUUACACAACACAGAGUGAUGUAUGGUCUUUUGGAGUUCUGCUAUGGGAAAUAUUUUCUCUAGGUGCCUCUCCGUACCCCGGAGUGCAGAUAGACGAGGACUUCUGCCGACGGCUCAAGGAAGGAACCCGGAUGAGGUCACCAGAAUAUUCUACUCCAGAAGUCUACCAAACAAUGCUGGACUGCUGGCAUGGAGUGCCCACAGAGAGACCCACCUUCACUGAGCUUGUAGAGCGCUUAGGAGACCUUCUUCAGGCCAAUGUACAGCAGGAUGGUAAAGACUAUAUCCCACUGAACAUUACCUUGUGUCCUGAUGGAGAGCCUAACUCCAAAACUUGCCCCGUGGAGGAAAAUUUGAACAACUGUGUUAAUCGCUGGAGUGCAGUGGAAACUGGCAGCGGCAGCAAAAGGCGCCCUCUGAGUGUGAAGACGUUUGAUGAAGUUUCAGUGGGAAAGGAGAAGGUGAUGCAUGAGGAGUCAGACAGCGGGAUGGUGUUGACAUCAGAUGAGAUAAAAAGUCCAAAGAGGCUGGAAAUCCGCUCCUGGCCUUACGGGAUCAUGGCACUCGCGCGGCGAGCUGUUAGCAGGAGCAAAGAGUCCAUCUUAUCUGACCAUGAACGUGAAGCUGUCAAAUACCAGCCCGCAGUGCAGGUUGAAGAGGACACCAUGGACUUCCCACUGGAAGACUCUGUGCUCCUUCCUAUGGAUCCAAGCCUGGAGUGCCACAGCCCCCCUCCGGAUUACAACUCUGUUGUGCACUGCUCUGCACCCCCAGUGUAACCAGCCCAGCCUGGUGCAGGGCCUUUGGUGCUUCAUUUGGCCACGAUGGAUUCCAUAAAAAGGCUGUGUGCCAACCAAGGGGGAACCCAGCAGCACACUGGUUCUUAUGUUUCAUCUGGCACAUCUCUGAUGUGAGCAGAAAAUCUUUAAGAGCAUCCCUUCUCUAUCUUUAAAGGCCUAUUGCAAAAUAUGUGGUAAAUUAGAACACAUAUAAGAAUCGUUAAUGGAAGCUGUAACCCAGAACUGCUCCCAUCCUUCCUCCCUUAGCAGGGAUUGUUUAUUAACCAUAUUUUACUCCAUAAGUCACCAAGAGUCACCCCUCACGAUAGCUGUGACAAUACUGAUCCCACUGGUCCUGCACCCAUCUUAGGGGUUGCUUGGUGUGAGGCUGGAAGGUAUCAGCUGAUAAUUACAGCCAUAAACUCUAACGUUUUGUGUUUGAAAAGAAUCCAAAAAUUAAAACAUUUCUCUUAACUUGGGAACUCACCUUCAGUAAAUGUUUCUGGAAUAUUUUGAAAUCCAAAAUAUGUUUAUUACAAUUUGUGAUCUGACAAUUUCACUGCCAAGAGGAUCCACUCCCCAAACGACACAACAGAGAAGCAGCCAGCAUCCAUGUAUGUAUAUAUGUAUGUAUAGAUACAUAUAUAUAUGUAUGUAUAUACAUAUAUAUAUAUAUACAACAACACUGUAUGUAUAUAUACAUACAGUGUUGUUAAAUGUGAUGCCCUGUUUUCCCUCCUUGUUCAAACAGCAACUUCUUUAACAUUAUGCAAUAGGGAGCCAUGAUGGGGAUGCAUCUGCAGUGAUUGCAAGGCAUCAGCACUGCAUUAAGUAAGAACCUUCAGCUCAUGCAGGCGGUGUUUCCCAGCACACGAGCACAUCUGUGUGAAUGUGCAUAAAAUACUCAUCCACAAUAUGAGAGUGACACAUGAACGCAUAAAUAACCUUGAGGCAUCAGCAGUGUAGCAGCAUUUCUCUGUUUCCUUUCUGGCCACAGAUUAUUUAAAAUUGGGGAAAAAAAGCUCUUCCUUUGAAUUCUAUGGCAGAUGCCCAACAGUUUGAUCUUGGGAAUACCAGCCCAUUCUCAGCUGUGAGCAUAUGUAAAACACACUUGUCUCCAGCUGCUUGCCAAGGUAAAUACUGCUACGAUCUGCCAUGCCUUCUGUAUCUAAACCAUCCACGAGUGCUGCAAAGAUUUUUGGAAUCCACUCGUGCCGGUCUGAAUGGGUCACAAAUUCUCACAUCUGAGCAAUUCAAAGUGUGUUGUCCUUUUGCAAAAGCGGUGUGCAGCAGGGACUGCUGGCCUACAGGUGUGCACACCAGCUCCCAUCCGCACCCCAGCCAUCCUCACAGCAACCUCAGAACCAAGCAACUAAUCUUUGUCAUUUAAUGUGCUGGGAAAGAUCCAGUGCUGACAUUAGAAAUCUAGGAAGGGGUAAAGGGAGUUUUCAGGUAGAAAAAGCAAAGAUAAAAAAGAUGUAUGUUGACAGCCAAGCCUAUAACUUCCUAAGUUAUAAACCCAGACCUGGACAUAACUUUGUGCAGUUUAUUGCAAGGUCUGCAUAACCCUUGCCUUUUCUUUUUUAGAAUUGAUACUCUAAUUAGACUUCUUUAGAGAAAGAAAUUAGCUACAAACUAAAAUGAUUACAAAUUAAUUCUUUCUAAAACAUCCAACACUUGGCAAACAAUUAUUUUACCUUGGCGAACACAGCCUAACCGCCCUUGCAGCAAUGAAGACAAUAUUCUGGAAGACUGGUUACAGUUGGUUGCAUUGAAAUAAACAGAAAAAGCCUCAGGUAUGAUCAAAGGGGAGAAAUCCCCAAAGCCCAUGCCAUCCUAACUGUGAAUGCUAAAGCAUCUGGUGGAAGGGCUCUUGGGAACCAUGUCUUGUUCUCCUCAGCCUCAGAUUUGAGCUGUUUAAGAAAUCACCUGCAGGAGCCCAUGGGCCGUUGCUCAUAGUGAGCCUGGCAAAUAACUGUGGUCUGUAGUUGCUUUAUGGCCAUUUUUGCACUUCUUUGUAUGUUAGUGUCUAUGUAUGAGGUAAAGUUGGUCAAGUAACGGAAUACUGGGAAAUAAUUCAUCUCAUGGGUCACAGAAAACUCACCAGAUCAGUUUUUUAUGAAAUAGGAAAUUAUCUAUAGCUCUGAUCAAAUAACAGAUCACUUAUUUGGAAAAUAAUUUAUUCAGGUGGCAGAAAGAAAAAGAAAGGUGCCUAUGGUUUGUCUGGCUCUGCUGUUACUGGCAUCAAUCAGCGUGAAGUGGUUUGUUGUUGUGCCUUGUUGUGUAGCAGAAGAAAAUGACAAUGUUUAAAAAGCUCUGCUUAUAAACUUUGAAAUAAGCACACGUAGGAAAAACAAAAAAAGUGCAACUCUGCUCUCAGUUUUAAAAAAGAUUGGGAAAUGCUGCUGUUUGAAGUGCCUUCUUCCAAGAGAGCCGAGCACACUGCCUUUCCUCCUUAGCAGGGAUGAAAUGUUUAUUUUAAGUUGAAGGUUUUUCCCUCUAUGGUAACUGUAAGAAGCAAAAAUAUUACCUAAAAGUAUUACUGAACAUAUGUGUUUUCUAUUUUAUUUACUAAUAUUUUGUCUUUUUCUCUCCUCCCUUAAUUUAAUUAUUGUUCUUUUCUUACAAUGAUGUAUAUAAUUUACCCAGUAGGAACAAAUGUAGUGAUUCAUUUAUAUGGUAAUAUUUGUAUUUUAGUCAAAAGAUGCGCAGACAUAGCAGAGUUAAGGAUCUCCACAAAGCAUUUCACUGACACUUGCAGGUUGCAGCACCCACUGGUGCCAGCUCACGGCGGCGCUCUGCUGGCCCUCACGUCCCAGCUCUCGCUUGCUUUCCACAUCAGUCAGUUUCAGUAAGGAAGCAGGGACCUCCAUGAUUCCAGCAGAUUUAUCUCAUUCCUGAAAGUGUCACUUUGCAGCUCAAGGCAAAGGGGAGGGAUUUCCACUGCUUCUGUUUGAACUGCAGGCUGGUGUAUCAGUUAGAGCACCAGAAGGAGCCAAGUUGUCUAAGUGAGGUGAUGUUUCAUAGUUUUUCAGAUGUCUCAGGGAUUCUUAUUCAGCUCUUGUUCGCCACCUGCCUUUUCUAAUCUUACUGAACUCAGUGGGAUGGAGUAUUGAGAAGUACCUUUGUUUUCCUUAAAGAAGCCCACUGUCCUGUUUUUCUUUUUGUAACUCUGCAGAAUUGGGGCAGAGGAGCUUAGAGCUCACAACAAAUGUGUUGUCUCCUCCCAGCACCCUCCAGCCAUACAGUCUGCCAAAAAGUGCCUUCCCCUGUGCACUGUCAGCAGCCAGGUGGGCUUGGCAGCCUGGGCCCCUACUUCCUCCUUGCUCUCCUUGUUGUCUGUGUGCUGGUAUUUACCCAUCACAGCUUAUGCUUUCCUCUUUUGAGUAAAUUCAGAUAUAGAGCCCAUCUCACUGUGGUAUUUUGUGCAUCCUCCGUUCUUGCAGAGGCUGAACUAGACACACUGAAGUAAGCUUUUUUCCCACAUUAAAAAUGUUUCCAAUAUAGGCACAGGAAACUGGUUUACUCUGAUGUGCCUGGAAGCAUCUCUGUAUACUUCUCUGAAUGAGAGAAGCUUUUUCACUCUUCUAAUUUUUUAAUUUUUGGUGUCUGUAGUGAGAUGAAGUUUGGUGUCUAUCUACGUGAGUCUCACCUUCCUCUUAAUGCUUUCUCAAUUUGAUUUCUCUUUGGUUCUUACAAAUUAACCUCAUUAGAAGGGAUGCCAGGGUGCUGGGCCCACACCAUCUGCACAGAAUAUCAAGAAAGGCCAGAUAAAAACGUAAAGUCUUUCUGAAUAACAAGCUCAAACAAAAAUGCUGACACUUAAACCCCCCGAAUGCUGAUGAUGCAGACAAUCACAGCUGCCUGCAGACAUAGCUGCUCUGCUUAGACAUUUCACUAACAUGCUCAACUCUCCAGGCAUCCAGCCUGCCAUCUACCUAGUGCAACCUGGAGUAGCCAGGCACUUCUUUCCUUGCAUUUAUGCAUUGUAUACUGUAAAAAUGCUUAUCAAUGUUAGCUUGUUACUGGCCAGUAAGCAGCUUAUGACUUCGCUUCUCAGUGACCCUUCAUGUUGAGCACUGGCUCUGCCUUGCCAUGCACCAUCCUGCUUUACAAAUUCCAUCUGGCUCAAUUCCAGUUGAAAGGGUGUUUGGGACCAAUGGUCUCUAGCUGCCACUAGCACCAAAUGGGUACCACCAGGACUCAGCAGCAAAUAGGAAAUAGCUGUACAAUAAAGUGAGGCAUUAUCGUGUGUUCCUGAAAGCAGGAAUUGGCCAGGAUCACACCUUGGAUCUAUUUUUUUCUUUUGAUAAAGGGAAUGGAAAAUACAGAAGGUAGCAAUGUUUCUUUUGUCCCGUCCUAUAGAUACUAAUGGCCAAGACCUGUGAUCCAUUUUCCUGGUUUUGUGCUGUGACACAUAAAAGAAAAAAGGCAGAAAGAAUUUUGGUUAAGUACCAACAUAGGUAGUAAAAUUCAGGGAGGACUUCUGGAUUUGAUCCUAUCAAGAGUUGGUCACUGUAUAGGACAUAAAGGUUCAGCACAAGCACUGACUUCGUCCUGUGAUGCAUGUGUUGGUUUCAUACUUUGUUAACACAGACCGGUUCACUUGGACCCCAAGCAAAUGCAGUGCCCUAAGGGCAUUGGUUGCAGGAAGACCUGUGUGGUGCACAGUGAGCAGUGUUCUGUUGUCCUGCUUGGCAGUGCUGUGCCACGAGAGCCAGCACAUACUGCUCCAGUCAUUCCUUCUUGGAUCUUGAGCUGUCAAAGCAGCUAGUGAAAACUGGGGAAGCCCAGUAACUGAGGACUCAGAGAAAGUAAACUAAGUGCCAUGUAAUACUCAAAACACCAAGGAAUGUAUGUCUGCCCUGUUCCUGUCUGUCUGCAGAAUGUAUGCACUGAAAACAACGCUUUCAUAUGUAGUCAAAAAAUGUACUGUAUCUAUUAACCAAAAAAUAAAAAGAUUCUAUAUUUAUACA